CUUUUCGUCACGUGGAGAUUAAGGUAUACGUGCGAAACAUCAGUUUAUUCAACGAUUGGUUCAAAAUUCAAUGGUAUCACUUCGAAUUCUUGUGAAAAUUGCGUCCAUCGGAGGAUUUGUAACAGCGGGUACAGGUUAUAUUUUCAUGUUUCUUAUGCAAAACAAAAUUAAAAAGACCGAAAAUUACAAGGAUGCAAUGGACGCUUUGCGUACUCAUAAGAAAGCUGUACCCUAUUUUGGAGAACCUAUAAGAUUGGGUCAUGUCAAGUACGGCGAUGGGCAGCGGGAAAAUAGAAUACCUUAUAAGUGGUUUAAAAUCCCCAUCAGAGGUACCCAUACUAAAGGAAAUAUGUAUUACGAGGUAACGUUAAACCAGAAACUCGAAAAUAAACCCGAAGUGUCCAGGAUUGAAAUAACAUUUGACAAUAUACCAGGGAAAACAUUUGUGAUAAGAGAUAAUAUCGUAUAAGAUGAUACAAUUAU
Dinoponera quadriceps is the source of this 483-nucleotide messenger RNA. RefSeq lists its product as uncharacterized. The transcript has 2 exons. The record is from RefSeq and is a predicted model, not a curated record. Lineage: Eukaryota; Metazoa; Arthropoda; Insecta; Hymenoptera; Formicidae. Gene Ontology annotation, biological process: mitochondrial respiratory chain complex I assembly; mitochondrial respiratory chain complex IV assembly. Gene Ontology annotation, cellular component: mitochondrial inner membrane. Bases 71 to 469 code for a protein of 132 amino acids.